Molecule: messenger RNA, 4392 nt
Organism: Penicillium verhagenii
Lineage: Eukaryota; Fungi; Ascomycota; Eurotiomycetes; Eurotiales; Aspergillaceae
Product: DNA-directed DNA polymerase alpha catalytic subunit POL1
Exons: 5
Coding region: 1-4392 (1463 amino acids)
Biological process (GO): lagging strand elongation; leading strand elongation; mitotic DNA replication initiation
Cellular component (GO): alpha DNA polymerase:primase complex
Molecular function (GO): DNA-directed DNA polymerase activity; purine nucleotide binding; DNA replication origin binding
Source: RefSeq, a predicted model, not a curated record
AUGCCAUCUGCUCGUGACAGGCUCGCCGAGCUAAGGGCCCUGCGAGCCUCCGGAAAAAAGCGUCUUUCUACAUACGAAGUUGAGGAGCAAGGCGAUAUCUAUGAAGAGGUCGAUGAUGACGGUUAUAAGAAAAUUAUUCGUGGGCGACUUGACGAGGAUGAUUUCGUUGUUGACGAUAAUGGUGCCGGUUAUGCAGACGACGGUCGGGAAGUCUGGAAUGAACAAGCACCUGAAUACGACAGCGAUGACAGUGAUGGAUUACCCGCGCGUGGCAAGGCCGCCAAACGGAAACGUGAGGAGGAAAAGGGGCGCAAAGAGAAGAUGAACAAUGGUAUCUCCAAAUACUUCAAUAGUGGCAAUGCUGCGACGGCUACUGCAGCCAAGCCCAAGCCGGUUGCGACGGCUGAAGACGAUAGCUUCAUGGAUGAUCUUCUUGGAGAAGUGAACACGAACGUCUCUAAGCGUCCCCCUACAAGAAACAUUGUCAAAUCCGAGGCCAGACGAAAAGUUCGAGUUCUCUCCCCGCCCAGGUUUGAGAGAAGGGCCCGUGCGAACAAUGCAGCAGGAGACGAAAAUGAAGUUCCAAGCUCUCCUCCGAAGAACACUCAACCCGCAUUUCAUUCUGACGACGAUCUCGAUGACGACCCAAUUCCUGCAGUUGAAGACGAUGAUGUCUUCAUGGGUGACCCGAUGCCCUCCUCUCCAAUUAGCAAGGCUGUGGAACGCAAGGUUGUUGUACCGGUCAAGAAAGAAAUAUCCGACGAGGAGGAUAUCGAUAUGAUGGACAUCGCGGAAGCCACAGUAUCCGCUAGCAUCAAGACCGAAAAUGUGAAUAUCACAGGAAGUCGUCCUGUUCCAAAGAUCAAAAAGGAGGAGCCCACCACACCUGCCGGCUCUUCGCCUACCAAACCCAUGCCAGAGCUGCUGGAUGCCUCUUGGAAUGACGUGAGAAACAAGUUGAAUGUCCUAAGCAGCCCAGCUCCGGAAAUGCGUUCUUUGGGGAAGUUGCGUGCCCAGGAUGUCGUUGAAGAGGACGGUAGCCUUCUAUUUUUUUGGCUAGACUACACUGAAAUUAAUGGCAGUCUGUGCUUGUUUGGAAAGGUGAAGAACAAACAAAGUGACUCGUACACCAGUGCUUUCGUCAAAAUUGACAACAUCCUUCGGAAACUCUACUUUCUUCCCCGUGAAAACCGAUUCAAACAAGGAAAAGAAACGGAGGAGGAGGUUGGAAUGGAGAAUGUCUAUGAAGAAGUGGACCAGAUGAUGUCCCGACUGAAGGUUGGAAUGCACAAGAUGAAGCCUUGCAGUCGGAAAUACGCAUUUGAGAUGCGUGGCGUCCCGAAGGAGGCAGACUAUCUGAAGCUACUUUACCCAUACGACAAACCAGCGCUUCCGAUGGAAGUCAAGGGCGAAACGUUCUCUCAUGUUUUCGGCACAAACACAUCUCUCUUUGAGCAGUUCGUCUUAUGGAAGAACAUCAUGGGUCCUUGUUGGCUCAAGAUUGACGAGGCCGACUUCUCUGCUGUGAAUAAUGCCUCAUGGUGCAAGUUUGAAUGCCAGGUAGCCAAACCAGCACUCGUUACACCUGUUUCAGAAAUGGAGAACAUGGAGAUGCCGCCCUUGACCCUCAUGGCUCUUUCCUUCCGAACUCAACUUAAUACUAAGGAAAACAAAAAAGAGAUUCUGGCGAUCAGUGCCCGAGUAUAUGAGGAUGUCUCUCUCACGGAUACUACACCACCAGAAAGACUUCCUUGUAAAACGUUCACAGUUAUGCGCCCACCCGGUCAAUCAUAUCCCAUGCACUUUGAGGCCGAAUGCCGAAUGCAGCGAGGUAGCAUCAUGCUUGAAAAAAGCGAACAGUUUCUUUUGAGCAAGUUUCUGGCCAUGUUUGAGAGGAUGGACCCUGAUGUCAUCAUGGGCCACCAGUUGCAAGACGUUGAUUUAAGCAUCCUCCUCAACCGUCUGCGAGAAAAGAAAACCCCGGGGUGGCAUAGAGUUGGCCGACUCAGGCGUGGAGAGUGGCCAAAGAACUACAACAAGAAUAGUGGGUUCUUUGCUGAGAGGCAACUCAUUGCUGGUCGACUAAUGUGUGACCUUGGCAACGAUAUGGGCAAGUCUUUGAUGACGAAAUGUCAGUCCUGGAGCUUGACUGAAAUGUGUCAGCUUUAUCUUGGUGAGGGCAAUGAUCGCCAAGACCUGGAUGUCGAAGAAGCUUUGAAAACCUGGGCCUCGAGCAAGGGGGGGUUGAUGAAUUUCAUCAAUCACUGCGAUACCGAUACCUAUUUCAUGGCGGCCCUGGUUCUGCGUCUCCAGAUGCUGCCUCUCACCAAGGUCCUAACAAACAUUGCCGGUAACUCGUGGGCACGUACCCUGAGUGGUACUCGUGCGGAGAGAAACGAGUAUAUUUUGCUUCACGAAUUCCACCGAAGCAAGUACAUUUGCCCUGACAAGUAUUCGUCCCGCUUACAAAGGGCCGAAGAGAUAAUGGGUGAUGAUGAGGAUAAUGUCGGUGACAAGAAAAAGAAAGACAAGUUCAAGGGUGGUCUCGUUUUCGAACCCGAGAAGGGUCUCUAUGACCGAUUUAUUCUGGUGAUGGACUUCAACAGCUUGUACCCUUCAAUCAUUCAGGAGUAUAAUAUUUGUUUCACCACGGUGGAUCGAACUGCUUCGGCGGAAAAUGAAAACGAAGAGAGUGUUCCCGAAGUGCCGUCUUCGGAUCAAGAACAGGGUAUUUUGCCCAAGCUGAUUGCAACUUUGGUCGGUCGUCGACGUGAGGUAAAGAAAUUGAUGAAAGACAAGCGCGCAACCCCUGAGCAGCUCGCCCUUUGGGACACAAAACAACUUGCCUUCAAACUGACUGCCAACUCCAUGUACGGUUGCUUGGGAUACACACAAAGUCGAUUCUAUGCUCGUCCCCUCGCAAUGCUUACUACCUUCAAGGGUCGUGAGAUUCUGCGAAGCACCAAGGAAUUGGCCGAAAGCAGUCAGCUCCGAGUCAUCUACGGUGAUACUGACUCCGUCAUGAUUAACACCAACAUGGACACCAUCAGCGAAGCGCUUCUGGUCGGUGAGGAAUUCAAGAAAAUGGUCAAUGAGCGCUACAAGUUAUUGGAGAUCGAUAUUGACAAUGUAUUCCGCCGACUACUGUUGCAUGCAAAGAAGAAGUACGCGGCUGUCAACAUGACAGAGGUGGAUGGCAAAUACGUUGAGAAGCUUGAGGUCAAGGGCUUAGACAUGAAGAGACGUGAAUACUGUACUCUCUCCAAGGAGGUGUCAUCUAAGCUUCUGAACGAGAUUCUUUCUGGGGAAGAUCCUGAAGUGGUUCUUAACAACAUUCACGAAUAUCUCCGCGAGCUUGCAGAGAACAUGAAAGCCUUUAAAAUUCCGACCAGGAAAUAUGUCAUUUAUACGAAACUUUCCAAGCGGCCCGACGAGUACCCAAACAAGGAGACAAUGCCCCCGGCACAAGUUGCGCUCCGAGAUAUUGCCCGAGGCAAGACUAUUCGACCAAACGACGUUAUCUCAUACAUCGUCACAAGUGGUGACGCGGAGACUUCUUCUCUCGCACCAGCCAAGCGAUCGUACAGUCCUCAGGAUGUGUUGAACCCCACCUCGGAACUCAAGCCUGAUGUCGAGUUCUAUCUUCUCAAGCAAAUAUUCCCUCCAAUUGAGCGUUUGUGUGCCCCGAUCCCGGGAACCGAUGCUGUACGCCUCGCCGAAUGCCUGGGGCUUGAUACUCGUAAAUAUCAGAUCAACGCCUCCAGUUCAAGCAACCAGCAGAAUGCAGAGAUCUUCCCUCUGGAGUCACAGAUCCCAGACUCGGUGCGCUUUGCCAAUGCCGAGCGGCUGACUCUGACAUGCCGAUCCUGCAAAGAGCCGUCGGUGUUCGAAGGCUUGGUUGGUUCUCCACAUAUGUGCACGCCGAACGGCAUUGUCUGCUCCAAUCAAGCCUGCCAAAAGCCCUUUUCGGUGAUCAGUAUCGUUGCGCAAGUUGAAUCUCAGAUUCGUGAACAGACCGAUCGAUACUACGAUGGUUGGCUGGUUUGUGAUGAUUCAGCCUGCGGGAACCGCACACGGCAAAUCAGUGUGUAUGGACAUCACUGCCUGGGGCCAAAGGGCCAAGCCGAAGGCUGCUCAGGCCGCAUGGCGUACGAGUACACGGAGAAAGCGAUGUACAACCAGCUUCUGUAUUUUGCCAGUUUAUGGGAUUUGGACAUGGCUCAGGACGCUAUCAGUAAGGAGACUGCCGAAUCCAAGGACAGUGUUUCUGCUAUGGCCGAGUUCAACCGAACUCGAUUCGAAACCGUCUUGGAGGUUGUGGACGAAUACCUAAGCAAGUGUGGUCGGCAAUGGGUUGAAAUGGAUACCCUGUUCCAGUUCAUGAUUCAAUAG